UUUUAAAUUUGAUUUUGAUUCGUUUUUUUCUGGUUUUUGUUUGAUUUGUAUUUUCCAGGUGAACCCCGAUUAUCGACUUUUUGCUUUUUGCUCUUUGGUCUUUGAAUGUUGAUUACCAUGAUUAAACAACGACAACAACAACAACAACUAUCGAUAAUAUCGAUUCUUUAUUUAUUGGCUUAUUUAAUCUGUCAAACUUAUGGACAACAACCAUCAAAUAACGAUACUGGUCUUACAACAUCAACAUUAACUAUAGCAUCGGAUUAUGAUUAUACGUAUUUAAAUGAUUCAACUGAUAGUCUUCGUGGUGAUGAUGAUAAAAAAAAUCAAACAACCAAAAUAAUCAUAGAGGCUGCCACUGCAACUACUCCACAUAAUACGACUAAAAAGCAUCAAACAACAUCAAAACAUCAUCUUCCAACAACAACUGAAAAAGAUAAAGAAAAUACUGAUCCAUUAAUACCAUGGAUUGUAUUUAUUGCAUUCAUUUUCAUACCGAUGAUAUUGAUUGCAUCAAUCUUAUUGUUAUUGUUAUUCAUAACAUUAUUUGAAGAUAGAAAUCGUCGAAAAAAAUCUCAAAGCGGUGGUGGUGGUAGUGGCGGUGGUGGUUCAUCUACAAUUAUAUCAACACUUGAUUAUCCAACAAAAUUAUUACCAACAUUACCGGAUGAACAUUGUUUCCCUGAACCACAUCAACAAAUAUCAGCAAUGAUACAUGGUGAACCACGUCCUAAACAUUAUUAUCUUGAUGUUAUGACAACAGUAAAAUUUCUACAAACAAAUCAACUGUAUCAUCCACAUUCUGGAUUAUUAUUUCGUUUAUUACCAAAUGUUUUAUAUGAUCCAUUAAAACAUUGUAAUAUUCGUACGGAUAUUAGUGGCGGUAUGAUGGAAACACCAGCAUCAAAUCAAGUUUAUAGUUCAUUUACUAAUGAAGUAUUUGAACGUUAUCAAUUUAUGUCAUUUGAUCCACAACGUGAACGUUUUUAUCUUACUGAAUAUGAUACAUCGGCUAUACCAAGAUUACCUGUUGAAUUUACUCCAGAUGAUUAUUUACAAAUUUAUCAACAUUUAUUAAAUAAAUCAUCAUCCAAGAAAAAAAGUCGACAACAACCACCAUCCGUGCCACAGCCAGCAACAACAACAGGUGGUGGUGGUGGUAUUGAUACAAUAUCAAGUAAUCCACCGAAUGAUAAUAAUUUAUCACAGAAAAAACAUCCAUUAUUAUUGGAUCGUCGUGAUUUUACUAAACCACAAACAGCUGAUUAUCAUCAUACACCAAGAUCAUUAUUACCGAAAAGUGGUAAAUCUAAUAAUAGUGGUCAACCACCAACAUCUGUUGGUUUAAUUCCAAAAUUUGCUGAUGAAGAAGAAAGUCAAUAUGCAAGUGUUAUGACAACCAAAAUGUGAAUGAAAAGAAAUGAAA
This is a messenger RNA of Dermatophagoides pteronyssinus (European house dust mite), 1426 nucleotides long. RefSeq lists its product as uncharacterized. The record is from RefSeq and is a predicted model, not a curated record. Lineage: Eukaryota; Metazoa; Arthropoda; Arachnida; Sarcoptiformes; Pyroglyphidae.